This is a messenger RNA of Micropterus salmoides (largemouth bass), 2146 nucleotides long. RefSeq names its product receptor-type tyrosine-protein phosphatase F-like. Lineage: Eukaryota; Metazoa; Chordata; Actinopteri; Centrarchiformes; Centrarchidae. The transcript has 8 exons. Gene Ontology annotation, molecular function: protein binding. The record is from RefSeq and is a predicted model, not a curated record. The coding region runs from base 1 to 1704 and encodes 567 amino acids.
AUGGUACAGCAAGCCCUGAGGUGUAGGCAGAGGCAUCUGUCUGAUGGGGGAAACAGAACCCUUCUGGGUGUUCUCUGCUGGAACUAUCAUCCCCCCCUACAUGCUCACACCUCCAUCGCCAUCCUGCUGCCAUUAGUCUCUCAUCACAAGCGCUUCAUCUCUGAAACUCCUCUCCACUCAUCCUCAGGAGAGGAGGCCAUUAUAACUGGUCUGCUCCCAGAGACCACCUACUCUGUGACUGUUGCUGCUUAUACCACCAAGGGCGAUGGGGCUCGCAGCAAAGCCAAGGUGGUCACAACCUCAGGAGCAGUGCCUGGUAAGCCCACUAUGAUGAUCAGCACCACCAUAGGGAAUACUGCCCUGAUUCAGUGGCAGCCCCCUAAAGAGAUGGUGGGGGAGCAUGUAGGAUACCAGCUGCAGUACAAGAGAGCAGAGGAGGAAGCUUUCAUUAUCAAAGACUUCAGACAGACAGAUGAUCAUUUCACAGUCACCGGUCUCCACAAGGGCGCCACCUACAUCUUCAAACUGUGCGCCAAAAACCGAGCAGGCAACGGAGAAGAGUAUGUGAAAGAGAUAAGCACUCCAGAAGACAUUCCCAGCAGCUACCCCCAGAAUCUGAGUGUGGAAGGCCUGACCGCCACCUCCACCAAGCUGGCCUGGGACCCCCCUCCUCUGGCCGAGAGGAACGGGAAGAUUGUCAAGUAUGUGGUGGUGUUUCGAGAUAUCAAUAACCAGCACAACAACACCAACAGUACCACAGAAACACACAUGACCAUCCAAGGUUUGCAACCUGACACUACCUACGACAUCAGGGUCCAAGCUUUCACCAGCAAAGGGGGAGGACCCAUCAGCCCCAGCAUUCAGAGUAGAACCAUGUCCACCUCCAUGCCAGACCUUCCUUCAGUUUUCACCAAGAACUUUGGUGUGAAGGCUGUGAUGAAAACUUCUGUCCUGCUGACCUGGGAAGUUCCAGAAACCUACAAAUCUCAAGUACCUCUCAAGAUCCUGUACAACCAGCAGAGUGUGGAGGUUCAAGGCAACCUGAAGAGGAAGUUGAUCACACAGCUGCAGCCAGAUACUGAUUAUUCCUUCGUGCUGAUGAGCCGGGGGAACAGUGCCGGGGGCCUCCAGCAGCAGGUUUCCAUCCGAACAGCUCCAGACCUUCUGAAGAUGAAACCAGCUCGAUUACAACACGAUGUGGAGGAGGGUGGUAAAGUGACCAUCAGUCUGCCCAGGGUCCCUGCUGGAGCCUCCAUCAGGUGGUUCUACAUAGUGGUUGUCCCUGUCACUCCGGCUUCUCUGAGAAGAUGGGAGAAUCCUGAAGACAUGGAUGUGUAUGAGCUCCUGGAGGCUGGUGCUGACAGCAGUCUGCAGAGAAAGAAGAGACAGAGCCAGGAUUUCAUGCAGCCCUACAUCGCUGCCAAGAUGGAUGCUCUGCCUGAGAUCUUUACUCUGGGUGAUGAGAAGAAAUACAACGGAUACUACAACAAACCCCUCCCUGGCCAGCAGCAGUAUCGCUGCUUUGUUCUAGCUGACCUGGUGGACCACGAGUCUCUUUCACUCAGAGGAGCUGCAGAUGGAGCUGGAGCUGCUGGAGCCUUGUUGAGCCAGAGCCCCAUCAAGCUUACAGGAAUAUUUAGUCUCAUUCGCUUACACAGUCCAACUUGCUGCACUUGUCUCACAGAACAUAAAGUGACAAGUUGAACAGUUACUUAGACUGAGUUACGCCUUGUAAAUUGGUCCAUGUAGCUCUCAUUUAAUGUUUAUUAUGUUGCCAAUAUCCAACUGCUUACAGAUCUGCACUGCAGCUAACUAAUCAGGAUGGAUAGAUUUUUCAUGGACCCUUUUCAUCUAGAGUUUUAAAAGAAAAGAGCCCUUACUCCAACACAUGUAGUACUUAUCUACAUUUGUUGACUGCCAGCUGUUUUAUGGUGUUAAAAGGGGCAUUCUACAUGUCACAAUCAGUUUAUGACAACAAUGGUUUUUUUUGUGGCUCUGAAGGUGUCUGUCAAGUUUGUGACAUCACUUCCUAAUAGAGUAGUCUAUUUUGCCACGUUGUGGUUUAAGUAUGCAAAUGCUGUUAACGGAAUUGUAUUCCUGACCGCGCUGUAACCUGUGAGUAUUGUUGUACUUCCUGUGGUCGCUA